CUGGGCCUUUGCUCAUGCUCUGCACUAUCCAUGCUGUACUGUUGCAUGGGGACACUUGCGUCUCUAAUAUCUUAAAACUCACACAAUUUGGAAUAAGUCUGACUUUAAAAUGUUGAAGAGAAAACCUUCAAAUGUUUCAGAAAAGGAGAAACAACAAAAGCCAAAGCGCAGCAGCAGCUUUGGGAAUUUUGACCGUUUUCGGAACAAUUCCAUAUCCAAACCAGCAGAUUCAAAUGAAAAAUGUGAAGAGGAAGACAUAAAUGAAGAUAGAGGGCAAGAACCAACUAAAACUACAAAUAAUGGCAGAAGUCUAGGCAAAAAAAUGAGGGCUAUUUCCUGGACUAUGAAGAAAAAAAUUGGUAAGAAGUACAUCAAAGCCCUUUCUGAGGACAAGGAUGAAGAAGAUGAAGAAGAUGCUUACUCAUAUAGAAACAGUGACCCAGGAGUUGCAGCCUACACUGAGAAAUUUCCUCUCAAAGGCAGUGACUCCAUGGACAGUAUCUACAGUGGUCAAAGUACAUCCAGUGGAAUCACAAGUUGUUCAGAUGGCACAAGUAACAGAGACAGCUUUAGAUUGGAUGAUGAAGUCCCAUACACAGGACCGUUCUGUGGCCGAGCCAGAGUACAUACAGAUUUCACACCAAGUCCCUAUGACACUGACUCACUCAAAAUUAAGAAAGGAGACAUCAUAGACAUUAUCUGCAAAACCCCAAUGGGUAUGUGGACAGGAAUGCUAAAUAAAAAAGUGGGCAAUUUCAAAUUCAUUUACGUGGACAUAAUCUUGGAAGAGGAAGCCACGCCAAAGAAGAUAAAAGCACACCAAAAGAGUAAGAGGGCCAAACCGCAAACUGUGCAGGAAUUCCUAGAGAGGAUUCUUCUUCAGGAAUAUACUUCAACACUUUUGCUAAAUGGUUAUGAAACCCUGGAAGAUUUAAAAGAUCUAAAGGAAAGUCAUUUGAUUGAACUGAACAUUGAAAACCCAGAAGACAGGAUGAGGUUGCUAUCAGCAACUGAAAAUCUAUUUGAUGACGAAACUUUAGAGGAAGAAAGUGAACCUGCAUCUCUAUCUUUAAAGCCAGACAUCACUUUUAACAAGUCACAGCUCAAUGACUGUCCAAGAGAUUCUGGUUGCUAUAUCUCAUCAGAAAGUUCAGAUAACAGCAAAGACGAUCUAGAGUCUGAAAAUCUGUCUACUAUGGUAGAGAAAAUUACUAUCACAGAGUCAAAUGAUUGAGCCUAUGUUUUUCAACAUUAUAAGCAGAUCCGAAGAUGAGACUAAUAGUCAAUUAGUUAAGAUAUAAAUGCAGUAGUGAAUUAUAACUUUUUUAUAUUUAAAAAUUCUUGAUGGCACACAGAUUUGAUUAUCUUGAUGUUUCAAAAUUCUGAUUAAAAAACCUUCAUUGUUAAAUGAUUUGUAGAUUAUAGUUGGAAGAACAAAUAAGAGAAAAAUAAGUGUUUGUAAAAAAAUACUUUCUAAAUCAAAAAAGUUAUUGUCCUUCAUGCAUUCCCAAUUGUUGUAAAUAGUGUAUGUAUUUAUUAUUUUAAAUGCUACAUGUUAAUAGUUCAUCAUUUCUUUCUCUUCAUGUCACCUUUUUUUACAUGAAACUUAUCUUUAAAAGCAUUUUACAAGUUCAUCAUCUUAAUAUUUGACCCUUAAGAAAAAGCAGUACAACCUCCAUGCCUACCAGUUACAAAUUUGUGUGUGCAAUUAUAGUGAUAAAUAGCUCUGCCACAGACAACUGCCUAUAAACUUAACUAUAAAUCUCUUGUCAAUAUCCCUCCUUUCCCUACCUCUAUCUCAAGCAAAUUGUUAAAGAAUUUUACCAGGCAUGGUUUAUAUUUUAAAAAUUAUUUUCAAAGACUUUUUUCAUGGUUAAAUAUUUACCAAUGUUUUUAAAAAGAGCUAAAAGAGGUUUAACAAGCAUAACCUUUAAUAAAAUUACUUAUAAUGUAAAUACCAUUGAUUUUGUCCUAAAAUAUUUACAUUGUGUACCU
Messenger RNA from Vombatus ursinus (common wombat), 1995 nucleotides. RefSeq names its product SAM domain, SH3 domain and nuclear localization signals 1 (gene SAMSN1). NCBI's taxonomy places the organism in Eukaryota, Metazoa, Chordata, Mammalia, Diprotodontia, Vombatidae. The transcript has 8 exons. Gene Ontology annotation, molecular function: protein binding. Bases 110 to 1234 code for a protein of 374 amino acids. The record is from RefSeq and is a predicted model, not a curated record.